Molecule: messenger RNA, 2991 nt
Organism: Brenthis ino (lesser marbled fritillary)
Lineage: Eukaryota; Metazoa; Arthropoda; Insecta; Lepidoptera; Nymphalidae
Source: the annotation of a GenBank genome assembly
AUGGAGAAACCCUCAUAUAAGUUGGUCGGAGCUCCUUGCGGUCAACAUGGACAGUAUACCUUUUACAAGGCGAUCAGACUCACAGGGCCUAGGGAAAGAAUUGUGGCGAUAGGCGAUUUCUUCUUCGUCAGAAUAUGGCAGGACUCCGAAUUAGUGUCAAUUGGUGAACUACAAUUACUGUGGACGGACAGAGUGUCAGAUCAGACGCUUGUAUCGCUUAGACUAUACUUUCUCCCGGAAAAUACGCCUGAUGGGCGAAAUUUGCAUGGCGAGGAUGAAGUCCUAGCCAUUAACGACAAGGUUGUUCUUAAAGCAGAGGACCUUCUCAGUUGGGUGUGCAAUGGGGCUGGAUGGAGAUGGGGUCUCAGGGCAGUGUGGAGAGGAGCCUGUGCGCCCCCAUCAGACCCUCGGCUGACCGCUCCUCUGCAUCACACGAAACUGGACUUCAGUGAUGUGGAAAGAGAGAAAAGUGCUAUAACGGUAGACGUAGACGAUCCAGGUGUGGUGGUCUUCUCAUAUCCUCGAUACUGCCGUUAUCGGGCGUUGGUGGCUCGGCUCGAGGGCAUUCAGGCUGAUUGGUUGAGGGAUUCCCUGGUAGCAGCUUUGGGGGGGUAUGCAGCCCCCACCAGAAAUACGAGGAUAUUGUACUGUAAGGACACCUUCGAAUACCCAGAACUUGAAGGUCAUGAGUUCGUCUGUAACCAUCUAGCCCCUAAACUGAAGGGGAGGCCCCGAGGCCGGCGGCGCAGGACUGCGCGGUCCCGGGAUAGGUCUGCGGAUAGAUCCCCGGACUCGCGCUCGAGUGACAGUGACAGGAACACCCCUGAUAUUAAGACCCCAAGAAGACUAUCCCUCCGAAACGGCGCAGAGAAGCAAAGCGAAGAAGAGGAAGAAGUAGAGAAGAAUCCAGAAGAAUUAGCCAAGGAUGAAGCCUUUUUGGGGCAACUUAGAGAAUUUUUAAAGCACAAAACUGAUAUCAAAAUAUCGCAUAGUAUUAAAAAUGUGUCGCUGCGGUCGCUGUACGCGUGGGUGACGGCGGCGGGCGGGUACGGCGCGUGCCGCGAGCAGCUGUGGCGGCGGCGCUACGGCGAGCGCGCGCCGCGCCUGCGACAAGUGUACGAGCGAUAUCUCCUCCAAUACGAAAACCAUGAAUGGUGGAAAGGAAAAAAGUAUUCCAAAUUAGCAAAUGGAAAGCUCGAAGAACCAAAGACAAUAGAUACCAUAGACGUGACAGACUCCCCAAUAAGGGAUCUAGACACGAAAUCCGAACUACCAGAGAAGAGACUCCGAACUCCAUCCCCAAAACUUGAAAAUUCCGACAAAUCGGAAGUUUCGGAAAAACUCGGAAAUCCGGAUAAAAUCGGAAAUCCGGAUAAAAUCGGAAAUCCGGAUAAAUUGGUAUUAGAUAACGAAACCGGUGAAUUGACAAAAGAAGAAUUGAACAUAACUUCUAAACCCGCAGAAGAGUUAAAUAGAGAGUUUUUAGAAUCCUUGAAAAAUCCAGAAGAAGAGAAGGCUGCGAAGAUUUUCGUGAAACCAGUAGAGAAAUUGAUAGAGCCUAGUUUGGGGAAAAUGGAGAGUGAGUUGACGGAAUCCAAAAAUGAGGGCGGUUCGGUGUUUUUGAAUGAAUUAGCACAUAAAUUAAAUUUAGGCAAUUCCGACACACGUUUCCUCCACCACCUCUCUCAGAAACAGACAGACAGUCUCUCCAGCCUUUCUUCUCUCCAGGAUAAAUACACCAACGGACAUACAUCUGACCCUCAAAAGGCGCGCCCCGCCGGCCGCAGCUCGCUGCGCGCGGUGCGCGUGAAGCCCGCGCGCCCCGUCUCCGCCUCCGCCACGCCCGCGCCCGUCCCGCCUCGGGCAGACUCAUCUUCCUCACCACCCACUAUCAACAACUUCGGGAUCCAUCACCCGCCACACAACAACCAUAGCGACGAUGAAAUCGUAGAGGUUCCCUACAAACCAAAAAGUCCGGAAAUAAUCGAUCUCGAUGAAUAUCCGGAAAGUCCACAAGGCAUUAAGAAGAAGAAGCUAGAAAUUCUCAAAGAAAGGGGCCUCGAAGUAACCGCGGUGCCCCCCGGCCCCGUCUGGCCACAUCCCCCUAUGAACCCCUUAAUAACCCCUAGCCCUAUCAUCCUUAACCCUACAAUUCAACACCAAAUCAUGACUCAGGCACAAAUAUUCCAAAUGUAUAAUAUUAUCCCACCGACUUAUCCCAAUGGUGUUCAAGCCCCCAAAGUUAUUCAAGCUUCAAGUGCUUUCGGCAAUUCUGGCCCCGAGAAAACCGUCUACGGUAAUCCUAAGGACCCCUUCAUGCCAACCCUUCAUGUAUUGCAAGGGACCCCUAUCAAACCCCAAAGAAGUAUCCAAACCCCUCCCUCGACCCCUCAAGAUAUAUUGGACUUAACCUGCAAGACUCAAACGACUCCUAUACAAAAACCUGCUGUUGAAAUAGUUAGAAUACCCCCCGCACCCUCGCCGUCCAAAACCCCCAACACGCCUCAGAACCUAAGCAAAAACUAUACUCUUCUUGACGGCAAAGCUGUAGUUGGUUCAAAUCUAGAAAUAACAUUAGUAAACGCUAAAUCCCAAACACCCCCAAAGAGACCCCCACAAAAACGCUCCUCAAACGGCAAAUUUAUCUCUGCAAAAACCCCGACACCCCCAAAAGAUUACCCCAAACAGUUCCCGUCCCCCAAAAAGCCCUCAAUAGUCGUUCCGAACUACCAGAUCUCAAAUAGAGAAGAAUCCCCAACUAGUUCAAAAGACCCCAACGCAUUUAAGGGUUCAAACUUAACUCAGAUGAUGGAAAUGCAAAAAUCGGUACCUAGUUUGAACCCUUUUAUGGACCCCUUGUAUAUGAAUGCGUUUUAUAAUAGUCUGGGUCCAAUGGACCAACGUCAAUUGGCAAUGUACAGGGACCUUAUGACCAACCAGUUCAGGGGUUAUAGUGGGUUAUUAAACAUAGGGACACCGACAACGAAAAAU